UGAGGAGUAGCCGAAAAAAAGAAAGAGUAGCAGCAAAGUCGAAGAGGCGACGUUUUAAGCAAUGACGAGAGAAUAGAGGUCGCAGUGAACACUGGUGUCGCUUCGUCGCAGCCAUCACCACGAGAAGAAGGAAGGAACGGCAGGCGGCAGCUUGGCUUCUGUCAAAGAGCGGAAGGAUUCAUGGAAGCGGGAGAAGGAGAGAGAGAAUCGACGAGCAACGGUGUAGAAGAUGUGAAGGAAGGGAUUGCCUCCAUCGCCCUGUUGCCGUCCGGGUCCCUCUCUGGUCACUUCAUCCACCUCCCUCCCUCCAUCUGCUACGGCCUCCAUGGCACAGAGCUGGAGUGUGAGAGGGAGUGCAGUAGGGGUGAGGACUACCGUCUGAUCAAGCUUACCAUCACAGAUUACAGUAGCAAAAAAGAGCAAGUUCUCAUAGUGGAAUGCAGGGGCCAGGACGCGGCUCGGUUCCAGAACAUUGAGCAUGCACAUGGCUGGGAUAAGGAUGUUGUUGGUCUAGUGGAGCAAAAGCAUGGAAGGAACAAGAUCUCACUUACCUUCGAGUGUGAGACGCUCAAGGCUGAGAAAGCGGCGGAGGACCAUAUCAGACAAUUCAUGCCAAAAUUGAGCGGGCUUGAUGCUGUUGUUAACAUCGGGCCAAUGAGGAUUCGAGGCCUGGAUUUCAGUUUGGAAGAAGAGGAAUGCGAGUAGGAGAGCCCCAUUCUCUUUCCUUUUCUAUGCACCACAGAUUUUUUGGGGGUAAUAUACGCACCAAGAUCCUUGUAUCUAAAUUCAAGAACAUAUUAUAUCUAAAUGCUAUGUACAUUAAUCAUAUUUAUUUUGGGUUC
Punica granatum (pomegranate) is the source of this 842-nucleotide messenger RNA. The record is from RefSeq and is a predicted model, not a curated record. NCBI's taxonomy places the organism in Eukaryota, Viridiplantae, Streptophyta, Magnoliopsida, Myrtales, Lythraceae.